Clupea harengus (Atlantic herring) is the source of this 1955-nucleotide messenger RNA. RefSeq names its product cornichon family member 1 (gene cnih1). Gene Ontology annotation, biological process: vesicle-mediated transport. The record is from RefSeq and is a predicted model, not a curated record. Lineage: Eukaryota; Metazoa; Chordata; Actinopteri; Clupeiformes; Clupeidae.
CCAACUUCUCGCGUUCCCCGCAGCCUACGAGAAGCUUGUCUCUUCCAGGUUACGUUGCUGUGAGAGCUAAGCAGCGUUGCUCGGCUGAACUGGGGUGACGACAGUCCACAUUAGCUAAAAAUGGCGUUCACAUUCGCGGCCUUUUGUUAUAUGCUUGCUCUGCUGCUGACGGCAGCCCUCAUAUUUUUCGCCAUUUGGCACAUCAUUGCAUUUGAUGAGCUGAAAACGGACUACAAAAACCCUAUAGACCAAUGCAACACGCUAAACCCUCUGGUGCUCCCAGAGUACCUGAUCCACAUGUUCUUCUGCGUGAUGUUCCUGUGUGCAGCUGAGUGGCUCACGCUGGGUCUUAACAUGCCUCUGUUAGCUUACCACGUUUGGAGGUAUAUGAGCCGACCUGUGAUGAGUGGGCCUGGUCUGUAUGACCCCACCACCAUCAUGAACGCAGACAUCCUGGCCUUCUGCCAGAAAGAGGGCUGGUGCAAACUGGCCUUCUACCUGCUCUCCUUUUUCUACUAUCUCUACGGGAUGAUCUAUGUGCUGGUCAGCUCUUAAACAGAACCCACUUAGAAGGAAGAAGAGAUGUGUGGGAAGGACAACACAUGCUCAGAUCUUUUAAAAAAAAAUGUUCGGAGCUGAAAUUUGGACCUUUACACACACACUCUUUGUUGCAGAGUGUGGUGAUGAGACUCUUAACCAAUCCCCAUCUCCCCCUGAACAACCAAGACAGGACGUGGCAGCCCUUUCAAAAUAAGAGUCCUGUUGUGAAGGGACUAAAAACACACUAUAGCCCUGGAUAUUUAGCUUGUUUUUUUUCUCUCUUCUGUUUGUGUGCUGCAUUUAUUUGUGAAGUUAAAAUAAAGUGAAUAGUAUUUUACCCCCCCCACCCUAAAUUUUGAAAUUCAGACACAGUGUGCACAUGCUGAUCUGUAGUAUAUUCAUAUUUGUAAAGAAGUUGAUCAUGGCAGGACUCAUUUUAAUGACACUGAGGGAAUAAAUUAAUUUGUAUAUCAGGCAAAAUUUCUUGCAUGAGUAAACUUGCCAAGAUAUUGAGAAAAUAAUGCUUAAUUUAAGAUCUGGAGGUUUGGUGGACAAAGCGGUCCACUGACUUAUUGUAGGCAUUGCAGUGGGUUGUGCUGGCUAGGUGAGCAGAAGUCAUGGUAACCAAGAAGAGGAUGACAAUCAGCUGGGUUGUCAACAACUAUGUACAUCCCCUAUCCAUUACUAUGUGUGUGCUUUGAAGACCUAGCUAGUUCUGCUUAAUAUAUAAUCGGUUUCAGGCCAAUUUAGGAUAAAACUUGGAACUGUUCUCAGUGACCAUUAGGAUGCCCCUUGUGUUCAGAUGAAAAUGAAUAUGGUGAAUUAUUAUGUUCCUGAACAUGGGUUACUCUUCAUGGAAAUAUCAGGUUUUUUAAAUAUCGAGUUUCAGUUUUGCCAUUUAUUUUACUUUGCCGAUGUGUUUGUCUCCUGGGACACCGUAUGUGUAGGCAAUACAAAAUAGCCGAUAUCAAACACAAAACCUCUACAGUUUUUUUUCCUAUUGUGACUUUCCUAUGGGUUGACACUCCUUUUACAUUAUGUUCAAAACAAAAUAUUCUCUUGUCUGGAGACUCUGUGGAAUGUUAAUGUAUCUUUAUUGUUUUAUUUCAAUAUAAUUUAUGUUUUCAAAAGAAUGCAGCUUUUAUCACAUGGCAUUCUCAUGUGUGUUUGUCCCAUUGCCAUAGCGAAGUAUACAGCUAGACUUUUCUAACCUGACAAUUCAGUCAGGACUAGGAUGUGUGAGUGUGUGCGCGAGUUUGUGUUUUUGAACGGAUGGGGAACUUCAAAUAGCUUUCUACCAGUAUGGAGUGAUAGUCUGGCCCCUGGUUUAGCAAGUAAGCCUCCAUUUUCUAUGUCGACCCCUUGCAAAUGUGAUGGAACCCUGACUAGAGCUGAAAUAAACAGAUUCUACUUCA